GGGUUCAUGGACGGGAAGGAGCUACAAAACUUCAUCCAGGAGCUGCAGCAGGCACGGAAGAAGGCAGGCUUGGAUUUAACGCCUGAAAUGAAAGCUUUUGUGGACCAGUAUGGGAAAUCUACUGAUGGAAAAAUAGGUAUAGUUGAGCUUGCUCAGGUAUUGCCAACGGAAGAGAAUUUCCUGUUGUUCUUCAGAUGCCAGCAGCUAAAGUCAAGUGAAGAUUUCAUGCAGACAUGGAGGAAAUAUGACAGCGACCACAGUGGCUUCAUUGAUUCUGAGGAACUUAAGAGCUUCUUGAAAGAUUUAUUACAGAAAGCAAAUAAGCAGAUUGAAGACUCAAAGCUAACAGAAUACACAGAAAUAAUGCUCAGGAUGUUUGAUGCAAACAAUGAUGGAAAGUUGGAGCUUACUGAACUGGCCAGACUGCUCCCUGUACAGGAAAAUUUUCUUAUUAAAUUUCAGGGUGUCAAAAUGUGUGCAAAAGAAUUCAAUAAUGCCUUUGAGAUGUAUGAUCAAGAUGGCAACGGCUAUAUAGAUGAAAAUGAACUUGAUGCCCUACUGAAGGAUCUCUGUGAAAAGAACAAAAAGGAACUAGACAUUACCAACCUUGCAACAUACAAGAAAAGCAUCAUGGCCUUGUCUGAUGGAGGAAAGCUUUACCGAGCAGAAUUGGCUCUUAUUCUCUGUGCUGAGGAAAACUAGAGCUCUUCUAUCAUGUCCACUUAACUAGUGAUGUACUCUACACAAUAACUGUGCACUAUAAGGGAGUAGGCUGUAUUUUUAAACUGCAUAUAGAAAAUUAGCCAGGAUGUGUGGCACAUUCCUUUCAGUUUGUUUCUAUACUGUUUGUAAUGUACAGUUUUUGUAACAAUAAGAUUGAUAAAGAGAAUGUCAGUGUUUGGGCCAGUCUGUAUAUUCAAAAAGAAACUAAAUAUGUCAGGGUUGGCUUUGGUUGGGUUUUUGCUUUCAUAAACACG
Messenger RNA from Serinus canaria (Common canary), 977 nucleotides. It is a transcript of the gene CALB1, whose product is annotated as calbindin 1. The record is from RefSeq and is a predicted model, not a curated record. Gene Ontology annotation, molecular function: calcium ion binding. Gene Ontology annotation, cellular component: nucleus; terminal bouton; cytosol. NCBI's taxonomy places the organism in Eukaryota, Metazoa, Chordata, Aves, Passeriformes, Fringillidae. The transcript has 10 exons. Gene Ontology annotation, biological process: regulation of presynaptic cytosolic calcium ion concentration; regulation of long-term synaptic potentiation. The coding region runs from base 7 to 702 and encodes 231 amino acids.